CCUUUCUUCCUGUUUUAAAUCUCUUAUCUCUUUAUCUCUGUCUUUCUUUCUCUCUCUUUCUUUCUUUUCUUUUUCUAUAGUUUCAUUUUUUCCACAUUAUACCAAGUCGAUUGAUUAAAAAGCAGAUCAGACAACAAAUAUAGAUAGUAAUAUGCCGCACUUGAAGCCAUCCAGCAAAGAUGAUGCGACGAUCAUCUUGGCAUUAGACCCGUCCUUCACUGGAGUUUUAAGAGGUGUUGCUCAUGAUGUGUCAGAAGGUUGUGCUGUCAUGGGCAACUGUAUUGUCAAAGUCAAUAAGACUAUUAAGGUGCGAAGAUUGAUUGUUUGGCUUGAAGGACGUUGUAAAGUCAACCUUAAGGGAAGCGGUUACAGUGUGGCUACUACAGACGCCGUUGAAAGUCGAACAGUGUAUUCAAAGGACCUGCAUUUUUUGGGCGACGAUGGUCGUACGCACAUUCUCACACCAGGUCAGUACAUCUAUCCUUUCAGCUUUGAUCUGCCUGCUAGCGUACCUGCCAGUUUCCGCGGCAAAAGAGGAUAUGUGCGUUAUCGAUUACAAGCAUCCAUUUAUCGACCUAUGUUUGCCAGUGAUAUCUAUGCUUCCCGUGAUAUUCCCAUCAAGCGCUGUUUGUUGAAUGAGCAGACGCCCAUUGCCGAAUUGCGUGAAACGUACGAAGGUAGACACCACACCAAUAAGUUAUACUACACAGCUGCAGCGCCUACCAUCAGUUACCGUGAAGGUGGCUUGAUUCGUUUAAAUUUGACGAUGCAACUCACACGGCCAGAGACACAGUCUAUACGAACUGUCACGACUGCGUUAAGGGAACGUGUUCAAUAUCGAACAACUGAUUCCAAUGCCAACACAGUGCUCAGUAAAACCGACAAUCUAUUUCCUUUAGGCUACAGCACUUUCUAUCCCAAUCAAUCGCCUGAUUAUGAUCCUAAGGAAAAGGCGGAUUAUAAUGCUUUGUUCCGCUUAUGUCCUAGAGUGAAUGCGGAUAUGAACAGUCGAUUACUGAAAGUGACGCAUGCUCUAGUGAUCAACAUCAUGGUGGAAGACACCUGCACAGACGAAGACGACAGCGAGGUAAAUUAUGAGACGGAAGCGACAGAGUCUGAGUGGGCAUCUGCCUCAGAAGAUGAUCGAGGACACACUUCAGACGUGAAAACACCCUUCUCUAGUCCCUCCACCACCCCACCACCUUCAACACCAGGUUCUCCUGAUUUCGAUCCUCAGUCGCGGCCAGCAAUGAGCCGGUCCUCUUCCACUUCUUCCCUUGUCUCCAUCUUUACCCUUGGACGUUCCCACAACAAUAAUAUCGCUACUACUACUACUAAUAAUAAUAAUAACGCAAACACCAUCCCUACUGACGAUAUCACCAUGAAUGGCAUGAAUAUACCCACCAUCAAACCCUCCAGACGCCACUCUAAACUCUACAAAUUUAAAGACUAUCAUCAUCAUCAUCACGGCAACAAAGAUCCUAACGAACCCAAGUUGACCCUCUGCACGUUGGAAGUUCCCUUAGUCGUUACUUCUCGUGAACAUAUCUUGAAUGAAAAGACAGUAGCUGCACCACCCUCUUAUGAACAAGUCGAAGAACCACCAAGUUAUAAAUCAACACUGAAGGAACUGCCAAGGGCUCCUAAUUAUGAUGAUUCGACAACUGCCACUGCUUCCUCAUCCACCUCUUCAGCGUCGUUAUCGUCCUCUCUCCAUCAACCAUUGACACCGCCCUCAGAACCUGAAGAUGGUUAUUCUUCUGCAAGUAAUUAUUCUGAUGCAUUAUCCACCAUCGAACGCGUGCCUUCCAUGGCUUGAUGAUGGGAUUCUUGUAUAUGUAUAUAUAUACUAUACCCUCCCUUUCGUAUAAUUAUAUAUAUAUAUCUCUUAUCUCUAUAUCUUUACAUAUACACUAUAUCACUUUCUGUCUUCAUCAUCACUCUUGAAUAACACAA
Mycotypha africana is the source of this 1956-nucleotide messenger RNA. RefSeq lists its product as uncharacterized. Bases 152 to 1819 code for a protein of 555 amino acids. NCBI's taxonomy places the organism in Eukaryota, Fungi, Mucoromycota, Mucoromycetes, Mucorales, Mycotyphaceae. Gene Ontology annotation, biological process: protein transport. The record is from RefSeq and is a predicted model, not a curated record. Gene Ontology annotation, cellular component: cytoplasm. The transcript has a single exon.